UCAUUCAAUGCGAGCACAUAUAUAAAUACUUCUUAUGUAUAUUAUAUAUAUAAAAAUCCAUAAGCUUUAAAACCGACACAAAAGGCCUUAGUAAAAUUUACCAUACAAUUCUAAUUUAAAUAUAAAAUAUAAUCUAAAAACUCAAUAAAUAAGGGUAGCUGUCACAAAAUUAAAUCUAAAGUAAAAAAUGAAGUAAAUAAAUAACAUCGGCGGAAAAAAACGUACUUUCGUGGUUCUGCUUCGCAUGCCAAUUGAUAUCUCAGUCAGCACGAUAGAUUCGCAGACACGUGCAUACAUAUUAUCAAUUUUAUAUCUACAGUUUUAUUUCAACAAUUUUAAAUCGUGCCGUCGUGUGUUGUAUCUAAAAGUUUUUAUUUCUACAUCUAUUUCAAAAUUAGGGUAAGUUUUAUUGUUCUCGUUCUCGUUGUAUUGUAUAAAAGCCUGUCAAUUUUUUAGGUAUUUUUGAAAAAGACCGAACACACCGGUCGGAACUUUAAAUAAAUUUAUUAUGAAUUAGAAACCUUCUUCUUUUGUUUUACGUAACGGACCAUAAUAUAUACCAAAAGUCUUGGACAACAAAUGCAAACAUUAAACAAUUACAGUUAUUUUAAUCUUUCUGAAUUUAAUAGGUGACUGUGCCGAAAGUUUUAGGUUAUUUUUCCAUGCCAGCGAGGAUUUCGUUAAAAAGCAAAAAUACAUUUUUCGCCAGGUUCCAGAUACACAGAAAUCUUAAACUGUGACACACGCGCAGAAAAACCUAAGCAGCACUUGUGAUACCAACCGAUAACAGAAAUUAGGCAAUCGUGCCGUUACAAUUAUAAAUAUGCACUGCCAAACUCUCGCAGCAAGAGUCUUCGAGAUGCAUCCGAUCGUAGCACUUUCAACCAUCUGGGUCGUGAUCAACUCCGUUUUGGCGCAGAACAGUUGCACGGUGUCCUCUUAUGACCAGGUUGCCAACGCCUUGUCCGAGUGUACCACUCUCAGCAUCGACGACAUCACCGUGCCUGCCAACGAGACCCUCAACCUCAAUCUGGCCGCCGGUUCCAGUUUAACUCUCACGGGGACCAUCAAAUUCGGAUUUCUGGAGUAGCAGGGGCCCUUGGUGGUUAUAAGGGGUAGCAACGUCACUGUUACCCAAGCGCCCGGUUCCGUAUUCGACGGCGAAGGUGCUAAAUACUGGGACGGGCUAGGCGAUAAAGGCAAAGUCAAACCAAAAUUCCUCAGGGUUCGGACAAGAGGCGGCUCGAUCCUUACUGGCAUCAACCUGUUGAACUGCCCGCACCAGUGCGUGUCGAUCAGCAACGCGCAGAGUACCACCCUGCAAAACUGGACCCUAGACGUGUCGGCAGGAGACAAGGACGAGUUGGGCCACAACACCGACGGCUUCGACAUUUCUAACUCUACCGACAUAAUCAUCGAUACGGCUACCGUCAAGAACCAAGACGAUUGCGUCGCGGUGAACCAGGGUUCCAAUAUUCAUCUCUCGGGAUUGACCUGCUCCGGUGGUCACGGUUUGAGCUUAUCCGUCGGUCUAAGCGCAGGAUCCGACAACACAGUUAGCAACGUCACCUUCGUCGACUCUUCGGUCUCAAACUCCCGCAACGGUAUCCACGUCAAGACCCAUGCCGACGGCGGUACCGGUUUCAUCAAAAACGUCACCUACAGGAACAUCCACAUGACCGGUAUCACCCAUUUUAUCAUCAACGUCCAGGAGGAUUACGCGGGAGGCAGUUCAACUGGUACUCCCAGGAAUAAUAUCCCCAUCAGCGGGCUGGACAUAUCCGAGAUAACCGCCACCACCAGCGGUUCAGACUGCGUCCCCGUCUUCAUCCUGUGCGCUACCGACGGCGGAUGUAGCGACUGGACCUGGGACCAGCUGUCGUUCAGCGGUGCCUCCAAGCCCGACAACUGCACGAACUUCACCCCAGCCGGUUUCGACUGUUCAUAA
Molecule: messenger RNA, 1948 nt
Organism: Cylas formicarius (sweet potato weevil)
Lineage: Eukaryota; Metazoa; Arthropoda; Insecta; Coleoptera; Brentidae
Product: polygalacturonase-like
Exons: 4
Biological process (GO): pectin catabolic process
Cellular component (GO): extracellular region
Molecular function (GO): polygalacturonase activity
Source: RefSeq, a predicted model, not a curated record